Polyodon spathula (Mississippi paddlefish) is the source of this 1981-nucleotide messenger RNA. RefSeq names its product adaptor related protein complex 2 subunit sigma 1 (gene ap2s1). Gene Ontology annotation, biological process: clathrin-dependent endocytosis; intracellular protein transport. The transcript is spliced from 5 exons. Gene Ontology annotation, molecular function: clathrin-cargo adaptor activity. Gene Ontology annotation, cellular component: AP-2 adaptor complex; membrane coat; intracellular membrane-bounded organelle. The record is from RefSeq and is a predicted model, not a curated record. The coding region runs from base 157 to 585 and encodes 142 amino acids. Lineage: Eukaryota; Metazoa; Chordata; Actinopteri; Acipenseriformes; Polyodontidae.
UCAAGGCCUUGCCUGGACUUCCUGCUUGGGUGAGAUAGCGGAGGUCUGAAGCGAAUGUCCUGGCGAAAAACGUAAAUAACAUUAUAUUUUACACCAGAAACGAAACCCGUUCACAUUUCUCUGGAAACUUUGAGGUAUACGUAAGGCGUUUACAAAAUGAUCCGAUUCAUCCUGAUUCAGAACCGGGCUGGAAAGACCCGUCUUGCUAAGUGGUACAUGCAGUUUGACGAUGACGAGAAGCAGAAGCUGAUUGAGGAGGUGCAUGCAGUGGUGACUGUCAGAGACGCCAAGCACACCAACUUCGUAGAGUUCAGGAACUUUAAAAUAAUAUACAGACGCUAUGCUGGCCUGUAUUUCUGUAUCUGCGUGGAUGUGACCGACAAUAACCUGGCAUAUCUGGAGGCUAUUCACAACUUCGUAGAGGUAUUGAAUGAAUAUUUCCACAAUGUCUGUGAGUUAGAUCUGGUAUUUAACUUCUACAAGGUGUACACAGUGGUGGAUGAGAUGUUCCUGGCUGGAGAGAUUCGAGAGACGAGCCAGACCAAGGUGCUGAAACAGCUGCUGAUGCUGCAGUCCCUGGAAUAGGGACACCGUGGGACUCCUCCCGACCUUCCACAGCAGAGACACUACUCCCCCCACCUCACACCAGACACUUCUUCCCCAGAGAACCUGUAAACCCAGGCCCUCCCUGAACUGAGCUAACCAGCCAAGCCAUAGUCCUCCAGUCCAUACCUACUCUCACUACUGCCCCACGUGAUCGCCAGUCUCACCCGUGCGCCAUUCCAGACUUGUCUAAAUAGCAAAGACAAAGACUGACAAUGUCAUAGUAUGUAGGUGUAAGGGUAUAUAACAAUGUACUGUACUGGAAGUCCUGUAAGCUGCGUCCUAUGUAAGACUGGCCUCUCUUGGAUAAUAUUUCACCGACAAGGGUUCGACAAACCUCAAAGCAAUCCAGUUUUCAAUGUAGUGUUCACUGUACCUCUCACUUAGUGAUUAAGGGAUGAGGUGUUAAUAAUGAUCAUUUCCUACUAGAGUUGCUAAAGAUACACCCAGCAGAUUUAUAGUAGAAAUGAACCCUUUUAAAUGAAGCGCUGCCCUCACUCGCAGGUGAGAGGUGCAUGGGUGAGCUUUACAGUUCUCUGGUUAAUUCUCAAACCCCUGGCAUUGUCUGAUGAAAUCCAAUGUGUUUUUUUUUCCGUUGUUCAUCUAUUUCCAAAGUGUUGAGUUUUUAUGACGUCUGAAUUUAAUAUGGGGGACCAAGACAGGUUUAGGACAGCAAUGUGCUUGUAAUGUUUAAAACCAGAGAUGGCAAGUUACAGUAAAAAGAAAUGGAGCAACUACUCCGUCCACAUGUUUUGCAGAAAGUUUUGCAUCCAAUUUGCAUUGGCUAGAGAGAAGUGAUAAUAUCCAUGCAGCAAAGUAACAAGGUUGUGCCUCCCAUUACAAGACAGAUGGAGAGAGAUUAGAGGUCAACUAAGGCUGGUUGUUGGGAACCUUUGAAAUCCAUCCUUCACCAAAAGGGAUGUAAUGCUGCAAAGAGGUAGCAGAUAAGGAAAUACGUUUUAACUCUGGGGUCUAGUUUGGAGAUCUCAGCAGCAGUAGACUAACAGAAAUAAGUAAACCUCCUCUUUCUGCUGUAUAUUGCUCUGUGUUUACUGCUCCUAGACCUGUCCCCACCUCAUUACUGUGCUACAAAGCACAGUCCAGUGGGUUGCAACUUAAGUGUUUGAUAUUAAGCCUAGUUUUUAGAAAGUAACAUGUUACACGUUAUUUUUUUGUUUCUUUUCCCGCUCUUGGAAGCAAAUGGAGAGGGGAGAGCAUUCCCUGAGUUUAGCUCAUCCAGUCCGUUUUGUGAAUUAGCGCUGGUGUAAAAAUGAAUCUGUGGUAGUGUUGUCUGCUCUUCAUGUUUACUUAUCUACUAUAUAUACACUAUAUGUAUAUACAAUCUUAAUUCAUGGAAUAAACAUCUAUUAUGAAGAAA